Messenger RNA from Neocloeon triangulifer, 2108 nucleotides. RefSeq names its product prefoldin subunit 3 (gene mgr). The transcript has 5 exons. Gene Ontology annotation, cellular component: cytoplasm; prefoldin complex. The record is from RefSeq and is a predicted model, not a curated record. Gene Ontology annotation, biological process: microtubule-based process; protein folding; tubulin complex assembly. Gene Ontology annotation, molecular function: tubulin binding. The coding region runs from base 16 to 660 and encodes 214 amino acids. NCBI's taxonomy places the organism in Eukaryota, Metazoa, Arthropoda, Insecta, Ephemeroptera, Baetidae.
GCACUCGGCAGGACGAUGAUGGCUUCGAUAAGGCCGAAGUGGCGCCUCACGCCAUCCGACGGCGAUUCGCGAACUAAUCAGCAAAACAUGGACUCGACGGAGGUGCAGGAACUGUCAGACACCAGGAAAUCGUACGCCGGCAUUCCAGAAGCCCAAUUUGUGGACGAUGUUGACUCUUUUAUGGCAAAGGAAGACAACAGCAACGUCCAGCAGGUUCUCAAGAGGCUGGACGAACAACACUCCAAAUAUAGGUUCAUGGAAACCAAUCUUCUAGCCAAAAAGAGAAGGCUGAAGAUUCAAAUACCAGACUUGGAGCAGUCGUUGAGCAUGAUCAAAUUACUCAAGAAGCAAAGAGACGCCGGAGACCAGAAGGAUUUGUCCACCAAGUUUUGCCUAUCUGAGCAGGUCUACAUGAAGGCAGCGAUUCCUCCCACUGACAAAGUUUGCCUGUGGCUUGGUGCGAAUGUGAUGUUAGAGUACACGCUGGACGGAGCUUCAGAACUCCUCACCAAAAAUACUGAGGCAGCUAAGAGAAAUCUCGGCUACAUUGAGCAUGAUCUGAAUUUUUUGAGAGAUCAAUUAACUACGACCGAGGUGAACAUGGCCCGAGUCUUCAACUGGGACGUCAAGAAGAGGCAGGCUGGAAAACAAGCUUCAUAGCAAACUCGUGUUUUUUCUCCUCUCGUCUGUAUAUAACCAAGAGGAACGUGCAGCAACGAUUUUGUUCACUAAUUCAUUUUCUAAAAACUAAAACAAUUCCGCAAGAAGUAUUAUUUAUAACAACGCAAUAACGCAUCACAAAAUCUGUCAAAAUUAAACCAACUUACCCCAAUAAAUUACAAGAUAUUUGAGUUUCUUUUUUUGGUUGAGUAAAAAUCAGCAGGUUGGCUAGAAAAAUUCUUUUCUUUUUAUUCGAAUUUUACAUUUAUAUAACUCCUCCAUCACAAGAAUGUACAUAAUUAUUUUUAAGUCAGUCAUUCAUUAUCAAAUUCUCUCCUUUGUAAUCUAAGAGAUGAUAUUUUUUUCUCCAUUAUCUUCCGCAUGGUUCCUAACUCCUUAAACUUAAUCGGAGGUCUGGCAUUUAACAAUAAAAAAUUACUCUCUAUGAAUCUUAACAGAAUCAUUACAGUAGUAGCCAAAACAGGAGAGUAUACAUACAGAGACAAAUUAUGUGUGAGUUGAUUUACACGCUUAAAAGUAUGUAGUGUGUGUGUGUUCCUCAUAUGAAUGCUCACCACAAAUAUCAUCGUCUGAUAUACAUAAUGAUUUUUUUAUGCUUUUUUUGGUACAUUAUUAUUAUUAUUUCCCUUUCUGCUCAAAAUCUACAUAAUAUGGCCACGACGGAAAAUAUAAAAAUGUGUGUAGUUUGCAUGUGAUCUUUUGAUGUUGUUUUUAAACCGUUCAAUUGAUUUUAUAUUUUAAUAACUAUCACAGCUUAGCUCAUUCAUACAAAAAGAAUCAAAUCCCGUGUUAAUCAGAGUUGGUGUACAUACUCAAGCAGUAAUAACAGGAGAUUUCAAUUUUUGUAAUAAGGUACAUUAUGUUGAGCUAACCCUUCCUCCCUUGCACUCUCACGCUUCUGAAGGAACAUUUCUGCAGUCAACAUCCAAAAUAGCUAUUUUAAAUUAGAGCCAAUUCGUCUCUCGUGCAGUUAAGCAUCUUUACUUCUUACAACAACAACUGUGUGUGUGUCUGUGUUUGUGUAUUGUACUUGAGCUGGAUUUUUGAAAGCCAGCGCUCAAAUCAAAAGUCUCUUUUUCUGGAAGGGUUCACGCAACAUGAUUUUGUAAUUUUUAGAAGUAUUUCCAUCUCUCUUUCUCUCUCUUUUGAUGUAUUUUUAUAUUUAUGACAAGUAAAAAAGCAUCUCUCUUGCAUCACCACUGUCACAAUAAAUGGAUUACUACAGAUCGGUCACAUGAACAAAUCCAAUGGAAGGUGAAAAGUUCAGCUCUCACAGUCUAGAAGUGGCUAUUGUUACAAGCAGGCGCGUACUAUUCGUUACACAGAGAUGCAGCAGCAGUGAUGUGACGAGAAAAGCGCACAUUUCAUUAAAAAUAAAUGACUCGACGUAUGUUUUUUUUUUAAAUUGUGUACGAUAAGACCAGUUU